Achroia grisella is the source of this 2360-nucleotide messenger RNA. RefSeq lists its product as uncharacterized. Lineage: Eukaryota; Metazoa; Arthropoda; Insecta; Lepidoptera; Pyralidae. Gene Ontology annotation, cellular component: nucleus. Bases 61 to 2340 code for a protein of 759 amino acids. The record is from RefSeq and is a predicted model, not a curated record. Gene Ontology annotation, molecular function: zinc ion binding. The transcript has 2 exons.
AAUACUGUGACGACCUGAGUGGUUCUGUCCUUUUUGUUUUUGGGAAUUGUAUGAAACAAAAUGGCUAAAUCAAGAAAGAAAUCUAAAUCUGCGAAACCUCAAACAAAUAAAGCCUCUCCAGCAUCUACUGAUGAUUCUAUAAACUCCAAUAUAUUAGUCGCUGCAUUGAGUGUACCCAGUCAGCCUGUGUUGAUGAAAGUAUGCAGAUUAUGUGGUACCAAAGACGGUCCGUUUUUGAAUAUUUUUGAUCCAGAGCAGGUCACUGCUAGCAAAGUGGACCAGCUUAUGCCAUUUAAGAUUACAGAAAAUGAUGAUCUACCUCACAAGAUUUGUUUUCGAUGCUCGGCAAAAGUGGAAGAACUUUAUGAAUUUGUACAGAAAUGUAUAAAUACACAAGAAAAUUUACACAAGACAAUGGGUAAGAAUGCUCCGGUUAUGAAACCGAAAUCACGUAUUUUAUGGGAAGAGAAAUUAAAUAAAUCAAAUAUGUCCAAUGAUGACAUUUGUGAUGCUUUGAUUAAAAAGGCAAUGGAAGGUAUCAAAGAUAUCCCAUUGAAAUCUCCAACAUUAGAUGAAGAAAAUGUAAUACCUAAAGUAGACCCAACUGUAAAAAAAAGCGUUUCUUCACCUAAUCCAACACCAAAAGAUGAAAUUAACAGUGAAACCUCAACCGAUAGUAAAAGUGACAAGGCAUUAAAGCAGGUGAAUUUAAAACUUGAUAAAUGUGAGCAAAGACUAACUAGGGGCUUGCGUUCUAAUAAUUCUGAGAAAUUACCUAGUGAUUCUUUAAAUGUUGAAGAGAAGAAUUUAAAUGAUGAACAGAGUAAUUCUUUUUCUGAUAAAGUGAAUGAAAGGAAAAGCUUAGAUAGAUUAUCAAAAAAUAAACCAAACCCUGCUAGUAUCACUAGUAUUAGCAUUGAUUGUGAUGAUGAGGAAGAAACAGCAAACAUUAAGAACCAAAAUGAAACAAAUAAUAGUGUUAAAAGUAAUCCUGAAACACAACCAAUAAAAGCAUUCAACAUUAUGGAUCAUAUCAGCAUGAUUAAAGUUAAUGGUGUAGGUGUAUUAUUCCAGUGUCAAUUAUGCAAUCGGAAUUUCCUGAAGAAAGAAGUUGUUAUGAUCCAUGCCUGUGCUAAAAAUGGUGUUCCUAAAGUAGAUUUCACUGUAAAAUUGCCUGCACCAGAGCCCCCAAAAGUUAGUACUGUUAAGUAUAUAAACACGAAAGUUAACAAUGAUUUAAAUAAACCAAUAGACCUUGAAGUUAAUACACCUCUAGUUACAGAAAAAAAGUCUAAACCGAAAAUAGGUCCUGCCAGUAAAAUUAGACGAGAGAGAAAUGAUUUAAAUUCGUCAGUUCCCUCUACUACUGAAACUAUGAAUGUCCCAAUAAAAGUUAAUCAGUCACAAUUGCCUAUUCAAACUGCAGCACCAGUUCAAAACACACUUGCUCCUACUAUAAAUUUUCCUAAUAUGCCAAGUUUACAAGGGCGUUACAAGUUGAUGCCUGGACCCAAUAACACAUUUACUCUUGUUGAAGAUACAAGUCAAAUAGUACUUAAUAACACACAAGCGAGCGAAAGUGUAACGCAGCCUAAUAAACCAAUCUCAAAUUUGAAGAAGAGAAAAUCAGAUGAUGCUAAUAAAACACAGAGUAUGCAAAAUAGUAACAUGCAAAGUGAUAAACAAGAUAAAAGCAGAGCACCUGUACCAAAUUACUCUUCUACUAUUAUUGAUUUAGAAGACCAACCAGACGUUACAAAACCCACCUCAAAUGAUCAGCCAUAUCCCGUAGGACUGUUUCAGACAGUUAGUCGUCGCACUUUGGCACCACCACUUCAAGAGCCACCUGCAUUUACUACUCCUGCUAUGAAAAAACAGUCUUAUACCAUUGUCCAAACUGGUAAUCCAAGCAAAUUGCUUAUUUCUACAAAACCACAACCAGCUCCCGUAGAGGAGGUACCAAAGAAAAAAUCUAAGAAGUUAAAAGAUCGUAAUGAGGAGGUAAAAGAACCGUUUUCGGUAACCUUAGAGGAUGCUAAUCAUACGAAAGAUUCUGGAUUUUUCACAUUUAUCAAUGUGGAUCCAUUAUUACAACCUUCAUACGUACUCCCUACAGAUAAUAUUAUUCAGGAAUCACAAAUUUCCACAUCUACAUCUGUAGUAAAGGAAACAGCACAGACAAAGGAAAAAGAAAAAUAUUCCUGUAAUAUGUGUAGUGAAACAUUUUCUAGAGAAAAGAAACUUCUCGCGCAUAUUCAGUCCCAUUAUAGUAAGAUGGAUGAGGAAGAUCAGCUAAGGGCAGAGAAAAGUAUAUCACGAAAGAGAGGGAAACGAAAUUAAUGUUUUUUAUUGUAAAUAGC